This is a messenger RNA of Aspergillus puulaauensis, 1131 nucleotides long. Its product is annotated as WD40 repeat domain-containing protein. Gene Ontology annotation, molecular function: protein binding. The transcript has a single exon. The coding region runs from base 1 to 1131 and encodes 376 amino acids. The record is from RefSeq and is a predicted model, not a curated record. NCBI's taxonomy places the organism in Eukaryota, Fungi, Ascomycota, Eurotiomycetes, Eurotiales, Aspergillaceae.
AUGCAGGAGUCCUGGGAUCCAUGUAUACAAGUCCUGGAGGGCUAUCAGGACUCAGUUACUGCAGUAGCCUUCUCACCUGACGGGCAGACAAUCGCGUCCGCUUCCUGUGAUAAGACAAUCCGGCUCUGGGACGCAGCCUCUGGCGCUAAGAAGCAGGUCCUAGGGGGCCAUCAGGACUCAGUUACUACAGUAACCUUCUCACCUGACGGGCAGACGGUCGUGUCUGCUUCCCGUGAUAAGAUAAUCUGGCUCUGGGACGCAGCCUCUGGUGCCAAGAAGCAGGUCCUGGAGGGCCAUCAGGACUCAGUUACUGCAGUAGCCUUCUCACCUGACGGGCAGAUAAUUGCAUCCGCUUCCCAUGAUAAGACAAUCCGGCUCUGGGACACAGCCUCUGGCGCUGAGAAGCAGGUCCUGGAGGGCCAUCAGGACUCAGUUACUGCAGUAGCCUUCUUACCUGACGGGCAGACGGUCGUGUUUGCUUCCCAUAACAAGAUAAUCCGGCUCAGGGAUACAGCCUCUGGCGCCAAGAAGCAGGUCCUGGAGGGCUAUCAGCUCAGGGUCACUGCAGUAGCCUUCUCACCUGACAGGCAGAUAAUUGCGUCCGCUUCCUAUGAUAAGAUAAUCCGGCUCUGGGACACGGCCUCUGGCGCUAAGAAGCAGGUCCUGGAGGGCCAUCAGGACUCAGUUACUGCAGUAGCCUUCUCACCCGACGGGCAGACGGUCGCGUCCGCUUCCCAUGAUGAGACCUCUUCCCGUGAUAGGACAAUCCGGCUCUGGGACGCGGCCUCUGGCGCUGAGAAGCAGGUCCUGGAGGGCCGUCGGGACUGGGUCGCUGCGCUAGCCUUCUCACCUGACAGGCAGAAGACAAUCCAGCUCUGGGACGCGGCCUCUGGUACUAAGAAACAGACCCUGGGGGGGCAUCAGGGCUGGGUUAAUGCAGUAGCCUUCUCACCUGACAGGCAGACAAUCGCGUCUGUUUCCCGUGAUAAGAUAAUCCGGCUCUGGGAUGCAGCCUCUGGUACUGAGAAGCAGGUCCUAGAGGGCCAUUGGCUUACAGUCACUGCAGUAGCCUUCUCACCUGACGGACAGACGGUCGCGUCUGCUUCCCGUGAUAACACAAUCCGGCUCUAG